GAAAAGAUAUAUGAAUGUAAAUAAUCAGAUGCGGAAGACCCCAGAGUUAAAAUGGACAGUCCUCCUGAGAAUGAUUGCUGUGCAGUAUGCCAUGGCCGCUUCAACAUUCCCUGUCAAGCCAAUUGCUCCCACUGGUUUUGCGGAAGUUGUAUUAUGCUUGUUUGGCAUCAUGGACCAGCAUUUCAGCCAUGUAAAUGUCCUCUUUGUCGCCGGGAAAUUACUUUAUUGGUUCCAAGUGAGGCUUCAUUAAGACAACGCCAUGACAAUGAUGCUGCAGAGGUUCUGGGAAAGGUUGAAAGAUACAAUCGUUCUUUUGCUGGGCAUACUCGUGGCCUUUUUCAGAGACUUCAAGACCUUCCUUUCUUUAUACGGAGGUUGUUACGAGAACUAAUGGAUCCUCAGAGAUCUCUUCCACUUGUCAUAAGGGCACGUAUCUACAUUGCAAUGGCAAUGAGUGGUGUUUACGUACUCAGUCCGAUUGACAUCAUUCCAGAAGGCGUACUGGGUAUAGUUGGUCUGUUGGAUGAUCUUCUCAUCGUUCUUAUUUUCUUCUUUCAUGUUGCUGCCAUUUAUCGCUCCGUUCUCUAUUUUCGUCAUGGCGGUUAGGACAGUCUAUAGAAACCUGAAAUUUGUUUAUUUGUUUGUUUGUUUGUUUUAAAUAUAUAGAGGUAAAAGUGGAAUAGGAGCUAAAUUCUUUUCAAUUUAUAACUGUGUAAGCUUAGUCCUGUACUUAACUGCCACUUUCUCCUUAUAAUAUAUUUGUAUGAUGUGUAUAAAUUAAUAUCUUAUGGCUUAGAAGAAUUUUUUUA
Molecule: messenger RNA, 809 nt
Organism: Humulus lupulus (European hop)
Lineage: Eukaryota; Viridiplantae; Streptophyta; Magnoliopsida; Rosales; Cannabaceae
Exons: 5
Coding region: 52-606 (184 amino acids)
Molecular function (GO): ubiquitin protein ligase activity
Source: RefSeq, a predicted model, not a curated record